AUGGUAUGCGCGACCGGUGUGGGCAUGUCCCCUGCUGCCUCGCGGCAACUUGCUCUGCAGGUUAUCCCGGUGAAUCACUCCUUCAGCAGCUAUAAGUAGGACAGCUCUCCUCAUGGUUAUGUUUUCCUUCUCGCACUUUCUGAAUAACAGCCACCAUGAGUAAGUCUAGCUCCCUGAAAGUAAAGAACUUAUUCAAAAGCAAAUCACCUGAUAAAGAAAGCAAGGAGCGGAAAAGGUCCGAUGUAGCAGCGUCCAGCCCCCGGGACAGGUCGGACACUCUGCCGGCAAACCUCGGUCCCUUAAGCCCGGGAGACAGCGUCACUCUGCCCGGGGAUGUUUUACCCAUUUUCCCGAAAGAAAAGAAGCCAAAGAGGAUGUUGUCGUUUAAGAUUAAACGAAAGAAAUCCAAGCAGAAAGAAGAAGCAGGAGGAGAUGUGUUCUUCACUGAUGAACUGGACAGCUUCCAAAGCAACAAGAGCUUCGACCAGAUGAGUGUUUGCACAGAGUCGGACUGGGACCCCGAGUCCUCCUCCAUGAUCAGCUUUGACAUGAACCAGCCACACCACCCUUCCUCACCCUCCAAAUUCUCCAAGGGUUCGGAGGAGAAGAGGGGAAUGAUGGAUCGCCUCUCCCACUUCUUCAACAAGAGAAAGAGGAGCACUAGGCAUCGCUCAGACGCCUCCAGCGAUGGAACCACCCCAACAUCCCCCCUGUCUCCAUGUUCACCCCUGCCCCCAGAGGAAGAUGGGCUGAAGACGCCAACUCCAUCUCGAAAAGACAUUGAGGGAGCAGAGUAUGGCGACACACUCAGCCACAGUUCGAGUCCCAGCGGCACCAGCAUCAUCUCUCUGUUGACAGGGGAUGCAGACCUCCCGUUUGCAGACAGUAACAGCAGUGGCAGUGGCAGUGUGAGGGAGGUUCAUAUGUGCAGGGUCAGCACAGCCAGCAGGGAGAGGAAGUCUGGGAAUGUGACUCCAACCACUCUGGAUCUCGCUACCACAACUCAACCAAGUGCUGAGUCAGACUUAGGCUUAGCAGAGUCGGUGGUGGAGGAAGUAAGCAGGAGGCUGAGCAGUUUGGAUGGAAAUACUGUGAAAAAUACAGAGAAUAAGAGCUCCACAUUUAAAAUCUCCCUUUACAAUGUAGCUGAGAACCCAAAGUCACCAAACUUAACCUCUAUAAGCUUGGGAACAAAUAAAACAUCAGUGAAAAUUGGAGAGAAGGGGCACAGCACCGCCUUGAGAGGGUUAACUUUAGGCUCUCGUUCGUCUACCUCGCGCCCCGCCACGACCCAAAAGGAGGGCGGAGACUCUCCGUUCUUAGCGAGGGAAGACAAGAGGAGGGGUCAGGUAUUCUCUUGGGACACUAAAGCCUCAGAUUGGAGCCCAUCACCUGAAAAAGAGAAAGUGCCUGAAGGGGGUUCUCCUGUCUUCUACAAAGCAUUAUGGGUGGAAACACACCUGGGACCAGAGGAGGACGUGGGGAGGGAGGGGGAGAAAGAGAAGGAUAUAAUGAAACAAGAGGAGGAAGGCUUCAGAGCUGAUUCUCCUCCCGUGCUGGCUAUACCUGUCACAGUCAUUCCUGAGGACGACUCUCUCCCCCAGAGCGUGGCAGACUGCCCCUCCAGCCCCUCUGAGACUCUGCCGUCCGGUGGAAGCCUGCCAGAAUCAGACCUCUCCUUGGCACCGACUACAGGGGAGUUUCAAACAACAGUACCACAGCCGGAGGAGCCUGGCACUGGCACAGGCUCAAAGCAAAGUUCACUUCAGGACAAACGAAGGGUGAGAGAACACCGCGUUUCGCGCAAGUCUGUGAAUCUGCCUUCCAAGCACAAAGUGUUUGCCCACAAGGUGCGUGUCAGCCCCGAGACAAGUUUGGAUGGGGACGAAGCAGCGGAAGAGGAGCUCAGCAGAGAUUCAACUACAAAGACUUCAGACGCAACACAAGUGAAACUACUGCCAAGCCUCCAGGACAACAACAAUGUGGAACUUAAGGAUGCAAACCUUGAGCCAUUUCCAAUAACAGACGUCACAACACACUCUGAAACAAACACUCCUGAACCCUUAGUUAUAGAAAAAACAGAGUCUGAGGCCUCAGAUUUUGAUGAUAUCUCUGCAAACUCAGACAUGUUCAGAGAAAAGUCACAAGCACCUGGGUCUGGGUUAAAAGGCCAAGGAACUGCUCAGGCUCAGCCCUCUAAACGAGGGGUUAAAGCAGCAGCAGAAAGUCGGCAUACCACAGCAAGUGGAGCAAAGGCCCCGUCAUCAACAGCUGGCAGCAAGGACAAACUUGUGACAACAAAGGCUAAAGCCUGCACAGAGAGCACAGAAGUGGGAACUUCCAGUGAUAUUCCAGCACAGAGGGAACCUAGCAAUGAUAAAACAGCUUCUAUGUUACCAACAUUAAAAGACCAAAUCACCAGUGGUCCCUUAAGUCCAACUGCUACAAAGUCUAAAAUCCCCAAAAGGUUAGGAUCGGAUGCUGAUGUGAAAUCACCAGUGACACCGGAUAAAAUGCCGGUGGCUGAUGCUUCCGGGUCAGUGUUCACUGAGGCCUUGAAAUCUCCGGUGAGUCCAACCAGAGCUGUCAGGAAAAAAAGUUUUGAAGAAGCCAAGGGAGGCCGAGCUCUGUCAGGGAACAUUUCUCCAACAAAAACAACAAACAAGACAGGAACAAAGCUUAUUAAAGAAAAUCCAAAUGAGGUCAGUGACUCUAUAAAGCUGGUAAAUGGCCUGGAGAAUGACCACGAGGAGAGUAUUGUUAAAGCAGGACACCAAACGGACAGGGAGAGUAAUGCCUCCUCGGCAUUAAAGAGCCGAUUACCCAUUUCAUCUCCUACAAGAAAGAAGAAUGUUGAUACAAGUGGCACCAACUUCAAAAGAAUGACACAUGAUCAGACCGAUUCAGACAUAUCCAAGACAGAACAGAAGCCAAAGCAGCAAGAAGUAAUUCCUGAUGAGAGGCCUGGUAGUGCAUCACCACCUCCACUGCCUGAAAGUCCCAAGAAAGGAGGUAUGCUGUCACCAAGAUCAUCCAAUCGCCCCACUAAAAGAAGCAUCAACCAAGAAGACAGUGACACACGCAGCACUAGUAUCUCUCCACCUCCCACCAAGCAAGAGAAACCCUUCUCUUCAAGGCUCUCCAAACCCAGCGACUUCAAAUGCCAAAAAAGUCCAGUCCCAUCGCCUGUAAGCAAGCUUCCUACAAGAGGUGAGAGAAGCCCCAACAAAGUAAGAUCCAGAAAACCUUCACCAACUGAGAAUUCUGUGAGCACAUCCACGUCCAAACAGGAGGACUCAAAUCAGAACAAAGCGCCUGAGAGUGUCAAAGCAGAUCAAGUGAAAGACAAUUCCAUUGGUGACAUAUUUGUAUUCGAUUCUCUAUCAAAAGAAGGAAAAGAGCAUGCAAUAAAACUCACAGACAGUAUAGGUGAAAACAAAACAAAAGGAAAUCGGUCAAAAGAUUUAGAGGAGAGCAUAACCAGUCCUGCAACAGAGAAUAUUUCAAACAUCCAACAAAUACAAAACAAUGAUGCAAUUGUUCCGGAAAAGGCUCAAAUAAUAGUUACACCACUAAAAGGCUCAGGGGCUGAGGUGUUGCCAAGCAGUGAUGCUGCCAAGGCAAGCCCAUCUCAGACGCCUAUUUCUGAUGUAGUUACUGGUGCAAAACUCGAUUUGCAACCCACUACAGCUCACAUUCAAAGUGAAAACACCAAGCAGGAACAGGAAACAGCACCAAAGAUUUGUCCAGAAGAAGUGAAAGAGAAAGACAAUUCAGAGGCAACGCAGCUAAUAGGUAACAGAAAACCAGAUUCAAUCAAAGAUAGCGGCCUUCCAGAGCCGAACUCUGGUGUGUUGGCGAAGGACACAAUAUCCGCCUAUGAGGAUGUAAGUGAUAUGUCAGCAAAACCUGUUGUGGUUGCCAGCACUCACUGUGACAUAAUGGCCCGUUCUGAUCUGGAUCAUGUUUUACUAGGAAGUGUUUCCUUUAAAGAAACAAAUAAGGUCCCUUCUAAGGAAUAUAAUGGCAGAAAUAGCCUUUCCGCUAAAGACCAAGAUGCUGAACCCAAAGCUGUAUUAGCAAGCACUUCCAUUGAUACUGGUGUUGACCUGGCCAGAACAGAGCAGCAAGAUGAGUUAUUGAAGGAUCAAAUUCUUAAAAAUGAUAGAUUUCCCACAUCGAGCAGAGAUUUAUCAAAUGAUUUUAAAGAGAAACGUAUGGAGGAGGUUGGCAAGAAACCAGCAGAGGGUUUGGACAUUCAAACAGAGGCUGUGACUGUUUGUGAAUUGCAAAAGAAUGUUGAAAAUCCGAUGGACAAAGAGCUUCUUUUGCUGCCAGGAGAAUGUGAAAGAGAUGAGAAAGACUCAAAACCAAAUAAAAAGCUAAAUGAUACUGUGGUGGAAAGCUCUGACUCACAGAGCAGUUGCAAAAAGGAGCUGAAGCGCAUAACUGUUGAGGAUGAAGAAAGAAAAGACCUUACAAAACCACAGAAGCCAACAGAUCUUUCAUCUGGAAAUAAAUGUUCACAGCCUGACUCAGAGGACGGAAUACAGACUGUAGUUACAGAUGCCCUGGAAGAGAAGAAGUCUGAGCAAGCAAAAAGUGCACUCCAGGACAAUACAGCCGGUUUGGUUGAUACAAAGAAGCAAUGUGAGAUCCUCUUAAAGGAAAUUGAAGAGAGUGGUGAUCAGGAAAAUUAUCAGCACAUGAACACUCAAACUUUGGAAAAUGAACAGGAACCAAAAGUCAUUCUUACCAAAGAUAAGAAGAUCGGGGAUAAGGAGGCAAAACAGGGGGAAAAACAAGCUGACGUUGCUAAGAAAAUAAGCACAACAACUACUAAGAGUAAAACAAAGGAAGUGUCAAUGCAGAAUUUACCAAAUGAGAAUUCUGAAGUUAGGAAACAAAAGGAACAGAAGACGUUAAAAGCUGGAAAUCAAGAUGGGGAUAAAGCAGAGGAGAAUGCUAAUGGGUCAGCAAAAUCCAAUGUUUCAAAUGCUAACCUAGAACAGCAACCUGUAACAGAAACAGUUCCAAAGAAAACAACAAAAAGCCAUUUUUCACAAACAACUCAAGAACUAAAAGCAGUAAACAGUGAAACCCAGAGUGCUCAAGGUACUACAGACAAGACUGAAACUAAAGAUUCACCAAUCAAAAGUUUGGUGAAUGAGACUCCAAUUGUAAAUGCUGAAGUAAGCAAACAGAAAGACCAGAUGUCCACACUUGUGAGAGAGCAAGAUGAAGACAUUACAAGACCAGAGAAAAACCAAUUCAUAAAAUCCAAACAUCCAAAAUCUAACCAGCAACAGCAACCACGGACAGACAAAACUCAAGUUCAAAGUAAACAGAUUUCACAAAGUGAUACAACUCAAGAACUCCGACCUAUGUGCAAUGAAGAUUGUACAAAAACUGACCUGAAACAGGAAGCAGAAGCGGUACAAUCAGAAGCUACAGAGAAGAAAUCAGAAAGCCGAAUUAAAGAUCUAAAGGUUGUAGGCACUGAAACUCAAAGUGCAUCUGGUAUCAAAGGAAAGACAGAAACAAAAGAUUCAUCUGUCAAGAGUGUCGGAGGUAAGGUAGCAAAGACAUUAGAAACUCCAAAGGUAUUAGAAAGCAACAGUCAAGAACCAAAGGUUGCAACCACCAAAACUCAAAGUGUUGAGGGAGCUAAAAAAAAGACGGAAACAAAGGAUUCAUCAACAAAGGAUCAGAAGACUGUAAUUGCUAAAGAUCAACAUGAGGACAUAACCAAUCCAGAUAGCAGCAAAUUAAAAGAAUCCAAACCUCCAAAUGCUGACCUGAAACAUGAGGUGGUAAAAACGGGAGCACCAGAGAAGAAAUCAGAAAUCCAAAUGAAAGAAUUAAAGAUAGUAAGCAACAAACCCCAAAGUGCUGGUGGAGCUAAAGAGAAUACUGAAACAACAGGGACAUCAGUAGAGCGUUUGCUGAAUGAGACGGUGAAUUUGGAAGUUAACCAUGAAGUUAGCAACCAACAGGAUCAGAAGUCUGUAAUUGUUGAAGAUCAACAUCAGAACAUUACCAAAGCAGAUACAAGAAAACGCCCAAAGGCUGACCUGAAAAAAAAAACACAAGAGAAGAAAUCAGAAGGCCAAAUUCAAGAACUAAAGGAUGAAUGCACUAAAACUCAGAGGGUAGAAGGAACUAAAGAAAAGACUGAAACAAAGGAUUUACCAAUGACAAGUUUGGUGAAUGUGAUUGUUAUUGAGAAUGCUAACUUUGAAGAUAGCACAGAAAAGGAGCAGAAGCCCUCAGUUGUCAGAGAUGAGCCUUUAAGGAUUAAUAAACCAGAGAAUGUCACUGGUCAAUCCACAGAUUUUAAAGCAGCCAACAAGAAUGAUGAGAAACAAAAGAAAAUUAAAGAAAGGAAAGAAGGCUUUGAAAUAUCAAAUAAAGUGACAAAGCAGGAAAAUCAGCAGAAGAAGGCAUCAAAGUUAGAUGCUCACCAAGAGUCAGAAAGCAUUUCUGUGAAAGAUGCAUCUAGCAAAAUAAGUGGUGCAGAACAAAAGGACAAGCCCACUGUUGUUCCAGAGGCGGGACGUCAUAGCACUGAUGCUCAGAAGAAAGAUGAAGACACCAAAGAAAAAACUAAAACAGGCAGUGGUUUCAAACGGGAACAGCAGAAUUUAGAAAAAGAGAAAACCAGAAACCUCAAUGAUCCAAAAAACCCUACAAGCCCAUCACUCAAUGGCAGUUUGUCUCUUUCUGCAGCAGCGGAAGCACCCGCAACAUCUCAAAGUCCUCAGCUAAAGAAGGAAUCUCCAUCUAGUUGGUUAGAUUUAGAGCAUCCGAAGCAGAAGAAGGCGCAUAAAAGAAGACUAAAGGCCUCUGCAAGUGAGGAUGAAUCUCUUGAUCCUGAUGACUAUGAUGAGUUAAUCAGGAGCAUUAAGGAGGGCAGCAUUCCUUUCUCAGUGCCUCCCAAGAGGCAUAUUCCUAAAAGGUCCCUGUCUCCACCUCUUACUUUGUCACCUAUCAUUGAGGACCAUUUUGAACCAUUUGAUCGAGAGCAAUUCCAGUUCGGCUUAGGGAAAAAUGGCGCAAGUUUUAAGGACCCUCCCCUAUUAUCUAUGGUGAUGAAACAGAAAGCAGCUAGUAGGGAAGGGCGGUUUCUGGAACGAGAACAGGAUAAUGCCAAUCGCACAUCUCGAGGCCAAAUGAAUUCACUUGAUGAGGUGGAAGGCAAAGAUGGAGUCAAAGAGGGGGAUAAUACUGAAAAUGGACAAGAAGAGGGAAAUAACAAUGGACAAGAGGCAGGGAAGCUGACGUCACGACUUGGGAGGAUGUCCAUCCUCUCCAGCUUAAUGAAUUCCCCUCGGCCCUCCAGGAAAGCCAAAGAGGAAGUUGCCUCUGACACAAAUAGCACGCUUUCCACUCCACAACGGGACCUGCUCUCGCUUGGAAAGAAAGGAGUGUUUGAUUCACCUCUGCCUGCAAAUAAGAAGGGUGUGAAAGGUAAAGACCAAGGCCCACUUGUGGGUGGUGGUAUAGGUGCAGUUAGUGAGUCAGCAGUCAACCCCUCCUCUCCUCCUCCUCCUGCUCUCCCGUCGUUCUCAGAGUUAAAGCAGCCUGUUCAUUUAGAGAAGUACCUCAAGAAGAACAAAUCAGAGUCUGAGGCCUCCAGCGGCUCUACACAUAUGACUAAAACUGAACUAGGUCCUAAGGGUGCGACAAUGGACCAGACCCCAAUAGAAGUACCAAAUGUCGAAGAGAGCCUGAAGGGCCCCGCAGCACUGCCUCCAACCAGCGAGAACAGCCAGCAGACUUCCCUGAAUGGACUAACUAAACCUAAGCCUAAGACACCUGCAGUAAGAGGGUUCCACAAAAGGCCUGGAAAGAUUGUCGUACAUGAGCAAGACCAAUUUGGAGGGCAGCAGUUUGAACUGUACUGUGAUGUAGAGGAUGCCACCACGAUGAAGCUGUCCCCUGUCAUCUCAGUCAGAGUCAUCAGAGGAUGCUGGCUGCUCUAUGAGAAACCUGGCUUCCAGGGUCGUAUCAUCGCCCUGGAGGAAGGUCCUACGGAGCACUUAGUGAAUAUGUGGGCAGAGGAAGGGACCCCGACCACACCAGAUGCAAUGGGUCAGCCUGUACCAACAGCACCUAUGGUCAUAGGCUCUAUUCGACUGGCAGUUAGAGAUUAUAGCAUUCCCCAUAUUGACCUGUAUCCUGAGGUCAAUGGGAUGGGGAGGAUGACCUCUUACUAUGACGAGACUGUGGAGAUUGGCUCGUACAGUAUGCCGCAGACCACUGGCUCCAUUAAGGUUCAUUCUGGAGUCUGGUUGGUGUACACUGAUCCAGGGUUUGGAGGGUUUGUGGGAGUGCUGGAGGUGGGGGAGUAUCCCUGCCCAGAGGCCUGGGGCUUCCCUCAGCCCUUCAUCGGCUCGCUCAGGCCCCUCCGCAUGGGAGCGAUAAAGGUGGAGCAUCCUCAUGAAAGAAAGGCCUUAGUGUUUGAGAAGCCCAACUUUGACGGAGAGUGCAUAGAGGUUGAGGGUGAUGUGUACAACUUGCAAGAAGAACUGGAAGAGGAGAAAACGGGCAAAGAAGGCGAGGAAAAGAAGACCCUGUCUGCAGUGGGUUCUAUAAAGAUACUUGGUGGUUUCUGGGUGGGUUAUCUAGAGGCGGACUUUGAGGGGCAGCAGUACAUCCUGGAGGAGGGGGAGUAUCCUCACUGCAGUGACUGGGGGGGGUCUGAGGAUGGGCUCCUGUCACUUCGGCCUGUGUGCACAGAUUACCUCUCCCCUCACGUUAAACUGUUCAUGGACCGGCACUUUGAUGCACGAGGGCUCAAUGUGGACUUGCUCGGACCUGUCCCAAACAUGCAGGACGUCGCCCAUGGUUGCAAAACACAGUCUGCCAACGUCAUGGGUGGAGUGUGGGUGUGCUUUGAGCAGCCCGGCUUCAGUGGAGAGCUCUACGUCCUGGAGAGGGGCCUCUACGCAGGCCCUGAGGACUGGGGGGCCCAGAACCCCAAGAUCUCCUCCGUCCAGCCGGUCUUCCAUGACCCACUGAUGGGAACGACUAAAUUCAAGAUGCAGCUGUUUUCUGAGGCAGACUUCCAGGGCAGGCUGGUGUCUCUGGAGGACAGCACAGCGGCUCUGGAGGAGGACUUCACCCCCCGGUCCUGUAGGGUGCUGGCUGGGAGCUGGGUGUUAUAUGAAGGGGCUCAGUUCACAGAGAACAUGUAUGUGUUGGAGGAGGGAGAAUACCCCAACGCAGAGGCCAUGGGCUUCCUGUCCUCAGACUGCACCGUCCGCUCCAUACAGACCACGGGGCAUGAGUUUUCUCUGCCCUCCAUCGUGCUGUUCAGUAAGGUGGGCUGCAGGGGUCGCAGGGUGGUCCUGAGUCAUGAAGCUGUGAACCUGCAGCAGGCCGGCCUGGACACACGCACACGCUCCCUGGUGGUGGAGGGAGGAAUGUGGGUGUUGUAUGAAGGCAGUAACUUCCGGGGUCGACAGCUUCUUCUGCAGCCGAGUGAGGUGCUGGAUUUAUGGAAGUCCAGAGGCAUGCAGCAAAUAGGAUCCCUGCGGCCAUUAGUCCAGAAGCAGAUGUACUUCCGUCUGAGGAACAGGGAGACAGGAAGUGUGCUGUCUCUGACGGGGACUCUGGACGACAUCAAGCUGAUGAGGGUUCAGGUUGUGGAGGAGACGGGGGGGCUGGAGCAGGUCUGGCUCUAUCGGGGCGGGCAGAUGAGUUGCAAGCUGGUGGAGGACUGUUUCCUGGAGACCUCAGGCAGUAUUGUGAUGGAGGGCAGCAGGCUGUGUGUCACCCCGGUGCGAGGCAACGGCAACCACCUGUGGAACAUCAGCCCUGAUGGUCUAGUGCACUGCGUCCUGAAACCUCAGCUGGUGUUGGAGGUCAAAGGUGGACAUCAGUAUGACAAGAACCUGGUGGUCCUGAACAUAUGUGACGAAAGAGAACUGAACCAAAGGUGGACCUUGGACAUCCUGUGAUCUGAUGAGCAGCUCCGUCGUGGGGCCCACUCCACAGAGAGGGAGCAUCGGAUCAAUCGUUGCACCUUUGUGUGGAGUUCUGACUGUUGAGGGGAACCAUUGACUGGAUCAACAAUAUAACUAUGUUCUUAGAGUAGAUUGAAUGAUUGAGUUGUGUACAAAUAUUACAUAUUUCUUUGCCACUAUAGACCAAAGACUCCAUGCACACAUCUCUAUGUUUUUACUGCUUAUAGAGAGGACUCAGCCCUGGUUCAAUGCUGCACACCUCUCUUUACUUUAUGGUACAUUUCUACUGGUUCCUUUGUCUUAUUUCUGAUCAUAAUGUCUGCAUAUGUGAAUGUAUAGUGUAUAUUGAGAGCUGCAUUAUGAAGUCUGACGUGCACACUACACUCCAAAGAUGUAUUCUUUUUUUUAUCAAUUUAGAUUAAAAAAUAUCUAUUGUAGAGUUUGGAUAUCUUGUUAGGACUUUUCACAAGCUGUACCCUACUGCAUAAAGUUGUACAUAAGCAUCAAGUGUAUAUAUUUGAGAUGAAAUUUCAUAGCAGAACUGCAACAACUAUGCUGCCCACUGCUGUAAAUAUGUGAAUGUAUGAGAGAAAGCUGUCGCACAAAAAAAUAAGAAUGCCUUUUUCUUUCUUUUGUCUUUUUUUAGAAAAUAAAAGAUUUUAAUAACU
Notothenia coriiceps (black rockcod) is the source of this 10639-nucleotide messenger RNA. It is a transcript of the gene crybg1a, whose product is annotated as crystallin beta-gamma domain containing 1a. Bases 156 to 9965 code for a protein of 3269 amino acids. Lineage: Eukaryota; Metazoa; Chordata; Actinopteri; Perciformes; Nototheniidae. The transcript is spliced from 23 exons. The record is from RefSeq and is a predicted model, not a curated record.